CUCCCCCUCAUCAAUAUGAUAAGCCCCCUCCUUACCAGGAAGUCAGGGCAGGGUCAGUGACGUGCCCCACAGCCCCAAGUCCGAUUGGGUUUGAUGCAAGAUGGCGGCCGGCGUGGCAACAUGGCUGCCAUUCGCGCGGGCGGCGGCCGUGGGCUGGCUGCCGCUGGCCAAGAAGACCAUGCCCAAACCUCCUGUGGACAACUCAUCCAGAUCAGACGAAAUCCUCUAUGUCAAUGUCAGCGGGGUCCGCUUUCAGACAUGGAAGAAUACACUGGACCGCUAUCCCGAUACGCUGCUAGGCUCUUCGGAAAAAGAGUUCUUCUACAACGACGAUACUCAGGAGUACUUCUUCGACAGGGACCCCGAAAUGUUCCGCCACAUCCUCAAUUUCUACCGCACGGGGAAGCUACAUUACCCACGACACGAAUGCAUCCAAGCCUUCGACGAGGAGUUGGCCUUCUACGGAAUCGUGCCCGAAAUCAUCGGUGACUGUUGCAUGGAGGAAUAUCGUGACCGGAAAAAGGAGAACCAGGAGCGUCUGGCCGAGGACACGGAAGCCAACGAAGCGAUGGACGCGCCCCUGCCCCCGCACAGCACCCCCAGAGAGCGUCUGUGGCGAGCCUUCGAAAACCCGCACACGUCCACCAUGGCGCUGGUCUUCUACUACGUGACGGGCUUCUUCAUCGCCGUGUCGGUCAUCGCCAACGUGGUGGAGACGGUCCCCUGCCGGCCCCCUAAGGGCAGUGUCAAGGACCUCCCGUGCGGCGAGAAGUACCAGCUGGCCUUCUUCUGCAUGGAUACGGCGUGCGUGCUCAUCUUCACCUUUGAAUACCUGAUGCGUCUGUUCGCCGCUCCCAGUCGCUGCAAGUUCAUGCGCUCAGUCAUGUCGGUCAUUGACGUGGUGGCCAUCAUGCCCUACUACAUCGGCCUGGUCAUGCCCGAGAACGAGGACGUGAGCGGGGCCUUUGUCACGCUGAGGGUCUUCCGCGUCUUCCGGAUCUUCAAGUUCUCACGUCACUCCCAAGGUCUGAGGAUUCUGGGCUACACGCUCAAGAGCUGCGCCUCAGAGCUGGGCUUCCUGCUUUUUUCCCUCACCAUGGCCAUCAUCAUCUUCGCCACCGUCAUGUUCUACGCGGAGAAGGGGACCAAGGGCUCCACCUUCACCUCCAUCCCGGCCUCUUUCUGGUACACCAUCGUCACCAUGACGACACUGGGUUACGGCGACAUGGUUCCCAACACCAUCGCCGGGAAGAUUUUCGGCUCCAUCUGCUCACUGAGUGGCGUGCUGGUCAUCGCCCUCCCCGUGCCCGUCAUCGUGUCCAACUUCAGUCGGAUCUACCACCAGAACCAGCGCGCGGACAAGAUGCGAGCGCAGCAGAAAGUGCGUUUGGCUCGAAUCCGCAUGGCAAAGAAAGGAACCACGAAUGCCUUCCUGCAGUACAAAGAAGACCGAGCACUCGGGGACCGGGACAGUGACAGCGGCGCUUUGUGCGUAAGGAACAAGUCGGCAUUCGAACAUCAACAUCACCACCUUCUUCACUGUUUGGAGAAGACCACGAACCACGAGUUCACGGACGAGCUGAACUACAGGUAACUGUGCACCA
Hippocampus comes (tiger tail seahorse) is the source of this 1604-nucleotide messenger RNA. RefSeq names its product potassium voltage-gated channel, Shal-related subfamily, member 1 (gene kcnd1). NCBI's taxonomy places the organism in Eukaryota, Metazoa, Chordata, Actinopteri, Syngnathiformes, Syngnathidae. Gene Ontology annotation, molecular function: A-type (transient outward) potassium channel activity; protein binding. Gene Ontology annotation, biological process: potassium ion transmembrane transport; action potential; protein homooligomerization. Gene Ontology annotation, cellular component: voltage-gated potassium channel complex; neuronal cell body; dendritic spine. Bases 101 to 1594 code for a protein of 497 amino acids. The transcript has 7 exons. The record is from RefSeq and is a predicted model, not a curated record.